This is a messenger RNA of Ceratosolen solmsi marchali, 1654 nucleotides long. It is a transcript of the gene DNApol-alpha73, whose product is annotated as DNA polymerase alpha subunit B. Lineage: Eukaryota; Metazoa; Arthropoda; Insecta; Hymenoptera; Agaonidae. Gene Ontology annotation, molecular function: DNA binding. The transcript has 6 exons. The record is from RefSeq and is a predicted model, not a curated record. Bases 325 to 1605 code for a protein of 426 amino acids. Gene Ontology annotation, cellular component: alpha DNA polymerase:primase complex. Gene Ontology annotation, biological process: DNA replication; DNA replication initiation.
AUUCAUUCAUCUUCAUUUUCCUAUACUUGUUACUGUAUUAGUGCAAACAAAAAAUUGCUACAGAAGAUCAAUGUAAUAUUUUAGGCGAACUAGACACUACUUUGGUAAAUCUGCAAAUCAACGUUGAUAAGGUGAUUGGAAUAAUACAAGACAAAGAGCAGCCUAGACUCCGAGCCGAACGCCAGCGGAUGCAAAACGCGGCUUGCGGAAUGUGCGCCGCCCGCAACUCCUCACGAUGCCACCACAGCAGCCACAGCCACAUCUCAGACCGGCUUCUCGCAAUCAAAUACGCCGCACAAAUCGAUAACGGGUAGCAAGGUACUAAUGGCCGUUGGUUCAAAAGUAUCAUCUUGGACGAAUGCGAAUAAGGAAAAGAGGUUCACGAUAGGGCGCGUCGGUCCUCAUGUGCCCCCAAAAGCCCGAUACAUGUUCGAUCUGCUAAAGACAGCUUCAGAAGUUCGAACGCGCGUUUGCCGCUUCAUAGGUAUGCGCAUUAACAGUCAGUGGUCUGAACAAAAGAAAGAUGACGUGCUCGUCACCUGGAACGUACGCGCGAAACACCAGCAACGCUACAGGACUUGGGGUCGCAUCUGUUUUGAGUCUGAGACAAAACAUUCAAAUCCCACUGUGUUGCUUGAAGGCUAUAAGAAGCCGCCCAAAAUGAACAAUGACAAGAAAUUGUGGCCGCAGGUCGAACUCGACUUUAGUGAACUCCGUGAGUGCUGUUUAUUCCCCGGUCAACUGAUCGCGGUUGAAGGUUUAAAUUUGACAGAGAAUUUACUGAAAGUCCACAAUAUUUUCAGCGAAAGUUUUAUACCCGCAGCAAAACCGCCUCACUUGACUGAUAAUCUUAAUAUUGUGAUUGCGGCUGGACCAUUUACGCUGUCCAACGAUUUAAACUAUCAACCGCUUUGGGAACUGAUGACCAAAAUUACUGAGGAAGAGCCUCAUGUGCUCAUUCUCAUUGGACCAUUUCUGGAUCAUUCCCAUCCUCUCUUACAGGACGAUGAAUUUACUUGCACGUAUCAAGAAUUCUUUUAUAAAAUAAUUACUAAAAUCAAAAACUAUAUUUCUGGAAAAUGUACUCAAGUAGUGUUGGUUGCAUCGAGUCGAGAUGUACAUCAUCAUCCAGUCUAUCCUACUCCAGAAUAUUUUCUGCCAAAGGCCGUGCAAUGUCAAAAUAUUUUUGUUUUACCUGAUCCCUGCAAUUUGGAUAUUGAGGGAUUUAGAUUAGGAAUUACAUCGAUCGAUAGUUUGAUGCAUCUUGGACGUCAAGAAGUCAUGAUAAAACCAUCUGGAACAGACAAAUUCAGUCGUUUAGGAAAUUAUAUUUUAAAUCAAGCUUGUUAUUAUCCAUUGUAUCCACCAGCCAAAGAAGUUAAUAUUGAUUCUGAACUUUGGGAAAAAUAUGCAUUCUUAAAAGAAAAGCCACAUGUCUUAUUAUUACCAUCGGAUAUGCGAUAUUUUUGCAAACAUGUAAAUGAAACUGUGAUUUUAAAUCCGGAAAGAUUAAGUAAACGUACAUUUGCUAGAAUAUAUUUAAAAUCUUCUUCUGAUGGUUUUUGGACCCAAGACAGCAUAUCGUGUGAAGUGAUUAAAAUGUAAAUAUAAAUCACUGUUAAAAGCUGUUUAUUUUAUUUUAGCUCUAUUUAUU